AGAGAGAUCGCUGUCGUGAUGAAGAGGGCCAAUCUUCCCCUAUGAGGCCCAGAUCCAGCCUGGCAAACCUCCUAAAAUUACCUAAAUCGCCUUCUCCAUUGCCUAAACCAGGCGUCCGUCCCAGAGUUAAACCGCAUUGCGUCCUUGCAGAGCUAUCGUGCUCUCUGUCUCUAGAGCUUAGAAUGCAAGCAGCGUGAGAGAUCUAGGAAUCGAAGGCAUUGUUGUUGUUGAUCGAAAGAGCAGAAUGGGAGAGAAAUCGAGGUCGAAAGGUUUUUGCGGUUGGUUUUUGGUUUUGAUUGUCCUGGCUGUGGUUGUUGCCGCCAUUGUUAUCACUGUAAAGAAGAGAUCUGACAACCAUUCGGGUUCAGGUAAACCGGAACCGGUCCCCGGGCCUCCUGGCGCCAUUGAUAAGAAAUACUCCGAUGCUCUCAAAGUCGCUAUGAAAUUCUUCGAUGCGCAAAAAUCCGGUAAGUUGGUAAACAAUGAGAUAUCUUGGAGAGGGGAUUCGGGUCUUAAAGACGGAAGUGAAGCCAAAUUGGAUCUCUCAAAGGGCAUGUACGAUGCCGGGGAUCACAUGAAGUUUGGUUUUCCAAUGGCUUUUACUGCCACGGUGUUGUCUUGGGCAAUUCUCGAGUAUGGAGAUCAGAUGGAUGCAGUCAAUGAGUUGGAACCCGCUCAAGACUCCCUGAAGUGGAUCACCGACUACCUUAUCAAUGCUCAUCCUUCUGAGAAUGUGCUCUAUAUUCAGGUGGGUGAUCCAGAAGCAGACCAUAACUGUUGGAAUAGGCCUGAAGACAUGACGGGGAAGAGACCACUGGUACAAGUUAACACAUCUUCUCCAGGAACAGAGGUCGCAGCUGAAACUGCAGCAGCUAUGGCUUCGGCGUCUUUGGUGUUUAAGAAAAUUGAUUCCACAUAUUCGAGCACGCUUCUUAAGCAUGCUGAACAGUUGUUUACCUUUGCGGACAAACAUAGAGGAUCUUACAGUGUCAACAUCCCUGAAGUACAGACAUAUUACAAUUCAACUGGAUAUGGAGAUGAGCUCCUAUGGGCUGCUAGCUGGCUCUAUCACGCAACGGGGGAUGACUCAUACCUUCAAUAUGUCAGUGGCCAGAAUGGAAAAUUAUUUGCUAAAUUUGGAAGUCCAACCUGGUUUUCUUGGGAUAACAAGCUUGCUGGAACUCAGGUUUUGCUAUCCAGAUUAAGCUUCUUUGAUGGCAAAGACAAUGGUGGACUUGCAAUGUACAAGAAAACAGCUGAAGCUGUUAUGUGCGGCCUCCUACCUGAUUCACCAACAGCCACAAAAAGCAGAACUGAGAGUGGUGGUCUUAUAUGGGUCAGUGAGUGGAACUGCCUGCAGCACCCUGUUGCUUCUGCAUUUUUAGCUGCUCUUUACAGUGAUUACAUGCUUACAUCGCAGACUGCAUCGAUAUCCUGUGAUGGAGAAACCUAUAAACCAUCUGAUCUUCGAAAAUUCGCCAGAUCUCAGGCUGACUACGUACUGGGCAAGAAUCCCAUGAAAAUGAGCUUUCUUGUGGGCUAUGGGGAUAAUUAUCCACAAUUUGUGCAUCAUCGGGGAGCCUCCAUCCCAGCAGAUGAAAGUCCUGGCUGCACUGAUGGCUUCAAGUGGCUUGAUUCAACUGAUCCCAAUCCCAAUAUAGCUGAGGGAGCACUUGUGGGUGGACCCUUCCAAAAUGAAACAUACAUUGAUUCACGAAACAACUCCAUGCAAACGGAACCAAGCACAUAUAACAGUGCUGUCAUUGUUGGCCUCCUCUCAAGCCUGGUUACUACUUCUUCAGCAGUCAAAUCCUUCACCUGAAACACUCCUGGUACAUAAAGUAUUUACACAUCUGUUGUACUAUUAAUGUAUAUGUAGUCUGUGUUAAACAUAUCUUGUCAGAACACCUGCUACACGGUCGAAGGACAUGUGUCGUCUUUCGUUCAAUUAUUUUGAACUUCCAUUCGCAUCACAUGGAAUGUUGGUAUUGUUUGACUAGAUGAAUCAAGGCAUUUUGACCAACUUUUUAACUU
Messenger RNA from Tripterygium wilfordii, 2034 nucleotides. RefSeq names its product endoglucanase 10-like. Gene Ontology annotation, biological process: carbohydrate metabolic process. The transcript is spliced from 6 exons. Lineage: Eukaryota; Viridiplantae; Streptophyta; Magnoliopsida; Celastrales; Celastraceae. Gene Ontology annotation, molecular function: hydrolase activity, hydrolyzing O-glycosyl compounds. Bases 245 to 1822 code for a protein of 525 amino acids. The record is from RefSeq and is a predicted model, not a curated record.